Messenger RNA from Contarinia nasturtii (swede midge), 1340 nucleotides. RefSeq names its product nucleoside diphosphate-linked moiety X motif 19-like. The coding region runs from base 122 to 1198 and encodes 358 amino acids. Gene Ontology annotation, cellular component: mitochondrion. Lineage: Eukaryota; Metazoa; Arthropoda; Insecta; Diptera; Cecidomyiidae. Gene Ontology annotation, molecular function: hydrolase activity, acting on acid anhydrides, in phosphorus-containing anhydrides. The record is from RefSeq and is a predicted model, not a curated record. The transcript is spliced from 7 exons.
AUCAAAGUAUAUACAAAGCUAGUAUAUGUCCAGUUAUGACUGCAAUUCCUCAUUCCAAAUCAAAAAGUGUUGUGAUAAUACGAUUUUCAUUGAAUAAAUUUAGCGCCGUCUCGUUUGAAGAAUGUCACAGUCAUUGAAACAACUCUGGAAACAUUCAUCGAGUUUGAUUAUAUUGGGUAAAAAUGCAGAGGCUGCUAAAAUAAAUAAUUUCAAUUAUAAAGUGCUUGUAUUAGAACGACCAUCAAAGGCAUCGUAUCCGGGCGCAUUCACCUUUCCAGGCGGUGUUACCGAAAACUCUGACCAAGUUGAAGACUGGCUGAAAUUCUAUCGUAAAUUCGGAAUUGACGAUUCAAAAUUCAAGUCAAUUAUCAAAACAUGCUCAAAUCGGUCGUUCAUUUUUAAUCAUGAUGGCGGCAAUACAAUCAGUCGCGAUAUAUCAUUACGAAUCACCGCCAUUCGCGAGACAUUUGAAGAGCUUGGUGUACUACUUUGUAAAAAUAAGGAGCAACUGAAAGAUUCGAAUUUAUUUUCGAAUUUAAAAAAUAAUUUUGAUGUUGAUUUUUGGCAAAAACAGGUAUACAAAGAUGCGUCAAAUUUUAUGAGAUUGUGUGAAGAAUUAAAUGUAGUGCCUGAUUUAUGGAGCUUACACGAAUGGUCAUGCUGGUUGACACCAACGUUUAAAAGACAGAAACGAUUUGAAACGGUUUUCUACGUGGUCGGUGUUACUGAUCAACCCAAUAUUCAAGUGACAAAUGACGAGGUGCAGCGAUCGUUGUGGUUAACACCAAAGGAACUUCUCGACAGCAAUAAAUCUGGUGAAAAUUGGUUGCCACCGCCUCAAAUGUAUGAAUCGUCUCGUUUGAACAACGAACCGGACAUUGAUAAAGUUAUACCGUUUGCCAAGGAACGAGGCAUGAAUGCGCCCACAACGUUAAUAUUUCCAAUGCACUAUCACACAAAAGACGGUAUCAUUCAUUGCUAUCCUGGUGACGAUUUCUAUCCAAAGAAUCCCAAUUUAGAAGCUACGGAACAUAAUUUGGAACAAUAUGCAGAUAAAACAUGUGACGAAUGUCGAGAAACAGCGAAAAAUCUGCACAGACUCGAAUUAAAAUCGUUGCAAAACUUUGCUAUUUGGCAUAAUGUGAAUUUACCCGACAAUCACAUUUGUCCACAGUCGAAAACCAAACCAAAACUAUAAAAUUGUACAUAUAGAUAUGAUAUAUUUAAAAAGCAAUAUCGCUGAAACAUACCGAAUUGACGAAUAGCAACUAAACAAUUCAUUUUACGUUGCAAAUGUUUCGUUUUUUAUAUUUUUGCAUUGAAUGGACAAGUUUUCUUGU